UAUAUAAUUAUAAAGAAACUUGGAGCAGGCGGUUUUGGAGAUGUAUAUGAAGUGCACAGAGAGCGUGAUAACGGCGUGUUAGCAAUGAAAACUGAAUUCGAUGUUGAAGAAGAUAUGCUGCAGCGUUUGAAGUCAUUGGAAUUUCAGAGGGAAGUUUUGGUAUAUGAAGUUAUUAAUGUGGCAAAAAGGGAAAAUCCGCGAUCAACAGCGCAUAUUUUACAUAUGGUUGACAAGGGUUGGAACCAGUAUUUUAAGUAUAUAAUGAUGCCCUACACCGGUAAAUCGUUAGACUACAUCAAGGAGAGUAUUGUCAGAGGAGAGUUUGCACCACAUACUGCCAUUCAAAUCUCGCUUCAAACGCACAACGCGUUGAAAAAUCUCCACGAAUUAGGUUAUAUUCAUCGAGACGUUAAGCCGGAUAAUUUCGUGAUUGGAAAGUAA
Messenger RNA from Strongylus vulgaris, 441 nucleotides. NCBI's taxonomy places the organism in Eukaryota, Metazoa, Nematoda, Chromadorea, Rhabditida, Strongylidae. The record is from the annotation of a GenBank genome assembly.